Messenger RNA from Ostreobium quekettii, 1173 nucleotides. Lineage: Eukaryota; Viridiplantae; Chlorophyta; Ulvophyceae; Bryopsidales; Ostreobiaceae. The record is from the annotation of a GenBank genome assembly.
AUGUGUGGCAGAGCUCGCUGCUCCCUGGCCCCCGAGGACGUCGCCAAGAAUGCCCGCGUGGAAGGCGACAGGUGGCGCGACCGCGAGAAGUACAGGCCCAGCUACAACGUGGGCCCAGGGCGUUGGCUGCCUAUCGUGAAGCAUGCGGCCGACGGUGGGCGGGAGCUGCAGACCAUGAAGUGGGGCCUUGUGCCCAGUUUCACACAAAAGGGUUCAUUACCCGAUCAUUUUCGCAUGUUCAAUGCUCGUUCAGAGACAAUUGUGGAGAAGCCUGUAUUCAACAGGCUGUUGAGCUCAAAGCGCUGUGUUGUGGUCGUCAAUGGCUUCUAUGAAUGGCAUGGAGAUGGACAGCAGAAGCAACCCUUCUAUGUCAGCCUUGGGAAUGCCGAGGAUGUCAUGAUGUUUGCUGGAUUGUACGACUGUUGGGAAGGUGGCGAUGGCGACAGUCUCCACACAUUUGCGAUCGUGACAACAGACUCCAGCAAAAGGCUAAGUUGGCUGCAUGGCCGAAUGCCAGUAGUGCUCCGGACCCUGGAUGCGAUCGACGAGUGGCUUGAUCCCUCGUUUGGAGCAGCUUUUCUUUCCAAGUUGUGUGUUCCAUACAAUGGGAGGGACUUGGCCUGGCAUCCUGUGACACACAGCAUCGGCAAGCUGGGCUUCGACGGCCCUGAGUGUUGCAAGGACACAAGGAAGAAAGGCAUUGGCUCCUUUUUCAAGCACAAGGUGUCCAUGGCCAGUGGUGCAGAAGAAAAAGGGCAGAAGGAGAGCAUGCCUGCCACUAGGGAGCUGCAAUCCAAGCUGAGCAGCCUGAAGACAGAAAAUGUUGGCAAGGUGGAAACUUCCAGUUCUACAAAACUGGCAAAGCAAUCUUUGUCUGAUGGGUUGGACCAAGUGAGGGAGGAGGCCUCUCAGAAAGGCCCUCCUGUGAAACCAGAGCAGGAAAUCAUGGAGGGGGUUGAGGAUGCGCCCCAGGCUGGUGUAAGUAAUAGGGAGGAGGUUGAGGCAGGGAAGGGAGCACAUGCGCAGGGUCAGACGUCCAAGAGGGGUCGUGACAAUGCUGGGAUGCUCAGGGCCGUCCCAAAAACGCCCCCAUCCUCUCCAGUCUCUCCUUCCAGCAAACGCCAGAGGGGCUCAAACAACAUGACAAUAACUUCAUUUUUUUCCAGGAGGUAA